Morchella importuna is the source of this 1476-nucleotide messenger RNA. RefSeq lists its product as uncharacterized. The record is from RefSeq and is a predicted model, not a curated record. Gene Ontology annotation, molecular function: calcium ion binding; alpha-amylase activity. Gene Ontology annotation, biological process: carbohydrate catabolic process. NCBI's taxonomy places the organism in Eukaryota, Fungi, Ascomycota, Pezizomycetes, Pezizales, Morchellaceae. Bases 1 to 1476 code for a protein of 491 amino acids. The transcript has 8 exons.
AUGCGUUCACUGUCAUUUGCCCUCCUCGGCGCCCUCACAGCCCUAACCCACGCGGCAACGCCCGCCGAAUGGCGCUCAAAGUCGGUCUACCAGGUCCUGACCGACCGCUUCGCCCGCACGGACGGGUCCACCACGGCUAGCUGCAACACGGAGGAUAGGAAGUAUUGCGGUGGUACCUACCAGGGUAUCAUCAAUAAGUUGGACUAUAUCCAGGGGAUGGGAUUCACUGCUAUCUGGAUCUCCCCUGUCGUCGAGAACAUCGAGGAAACCACUGCUUAUGGUGCAGCUUACCACGGGUACUGGGCUAAAGAUAUUUAUGCUCUCAACAGCAACUUUGGGACUGCUGCUGAUUUGGUUGCGCUUUCUGCUGCUAUCCAUGCUCGCGGAAUGUACUUGAUGGUCGAUGUAGCACCCAACCACUUUGCCUGGUCUGGCACAGCUGCAUCCGUGGAUUACAGUGAAUUUGUGCCUUUUAACUCUGAGGAUUACUUCCACUCUUUCUGUUUCAUCUCUGAUUACAGCAACCAAGAGAACGUCGAGGAUUGCUGGCUCGGCGACAACAGCGUCCCUCUCGUGGACGUUAACACCGGGUUGACAACCGUUCAAACCGAAUACCACGAAUGGAUCGCUGAGCUUGUCUCCAACUACUCCAUCGACGGACUCCGUAUCGACACUGUCAAGCAUGUGCAAAAAGACUUCUGGCCUGACUUUGAGGACGCCUCGGGUGUGUACUGUGUCGGCGAAGUGUACUCCGGCGAUGCUUCCUACACCUGCCCGUACCAGAACUACCUGUCUGGUGUUUUGAACUUCCCUGUCUACUACCCAUUGAUCAGAGCCUUCACCAGCAGCAGCGGCAGUAUUUCUGAGCUGGUUUCGAUGAUCUCAACUGUCAAGAGCAGUUGCGCCGAUUCGACACUUCUUGGGACAUUUUCUGAGAACCAUGAUUUGCCGAGAUUUGGAAGCAUAACGAGUGACACUUCUUUGGCUAAAAACGUCAUUGCAUUCAACAUCAUGGCUGAUGGUAUCCCAAUCAUCUAUGAAGGUCAGGAACACUUCUACACUGGAGCUUCCGACCCUGCCAACCGUGAAGCAAUCUGGUUCUCCGGCUACGAUACCACUGCCACACUGUACACCCACGUCGCUUCCCUCAACCAGAUCCGCAACCGUGCGAUUGAAGUUUCUGGAGACACUUAUCUCACGUACCAGGCCUGGGUCAUCUACUCUGACACCAACAGUCUGGCUAUACGCAAGGGCGAUAUUGUCACCGUGAUGACGAACUUGGGAUCGAGUGGAAGCGCGACCUUGUCUGUAACCAGCACAGGAUACACUGCGGGAGCGACUGUGGUUGAUGUCCUCUCUUGCACAACUCUUACAGUUGGGACUUCCGGAACUUUGUCGGUUUCGAUCACCAGCGGGUUGCCAAAGGUCUUCUAUCCGAGCGCCUCACUUUCUGGGUCUGGUAUUUGCAGCUUGUAG